This is a messenger RNA of Cavia porcellus (domestic guinea pig), 820 nucleotides long. Its product is annotated as ras-related protein Rap-1b-like. Gene Ontology annotation, molecular function: GTPase activity; GDP binding; GTP binding. The transcript has a single exon. The record is from RefSeq and is a predicted model, not a curated record. NCBI's taxonomy places the organism in Eukaryota, Metazoa, Chordata, Mammalia, Rodentia, Caviidae. The coding region runs from base 59 to 613 and encodes 184 amino acids. Gene Ontology annotation, cellular component: plasma membrane. Gene Ontology annotation, biological process: negative regulation of synaptic vesicle exocytosis; Rap protein signal transduction; cellular response to cAMP.
AUGCUGGCUGAGACUCGGUGACAGCGUGAGAGGGUACUCUGUUUGAUAAGUUGGCAUCAUGCGUGAGUAUAAGCUAGUCAUUCCUGGCUCAGGAGGCACUGGAAAGUCUGCUCUGACUGUACAGUUUUUUCAAGGCAUUUUUGUUGAAAAAUAUGACCCUACGAUAGAAGAUUCUUAUAGAAAGCAAGUUGAAGUAGAUGCACAGCAGUGUAUGCUUGGAAUUUUGGAUACUGCAGGAACGGAACAAUUUACAGCAAUGAGAGAUUUAUACAUGAAAAAUGGACAAGGCUUUGCUUUAGUUUAUUCCAUCACAGCACAAUCCACAUUUAAUGAUUUACAAGAUCUGAGAGAACAGAUUCUUGGAGUUAAAGACACUGAUGAUGUUCCCAUGAUUCUGGUUGGUAAUAAAUGUGACUUGGAAGAUAAAAGAGUUGUAGGAAAGGAACAAGGUCAGAAUCUAGCAAGACAGUGGAACAACUGUGCAUUCUUAGAAUCUUCUACAAAAUCAAAAAUAAAUGUUAAUGAGAUCUUUUAUGACCUAGUGUGGCAAAUUAACAGAAAAACUCCAGUGCCUGGGAAGGCCCAUAAUGAGUCAUCAUGUCAGCUGCUUUAAUAUACUAAAUGUAUUGUAGCUCUGAACUGUUGCCCAAUUCAACAGUGCCAGCAUUCCAACUUCGUUAAACCUUCAUCCACCAAUGUUGUACAUGUAUGAAAAUGGUGUACUGUAUACUUUAACACACCCAUUACUUUGAGAGUACAAUAAUGUAAAUCCUAAAAGCACCACUAUUUUAGCAUAAUACAAGAAAGUCCAAAGAGCUUC